Molecule: messenger RNA, 1240 nt
Organism: Umbelopsis ramanniana AG
Lineage: Eukaryota; Fungi; Mucoromycota; Umbelopsidomycetes; Umbelopsidales; Umbelopsidaceae
Exons: 4
Coding region: 164-1051 (295 amino acids)
Source: RefSeq, a predicted model, not a curated record
AAAGAAGAAACGAAAAAGAACGGAAAAGGGAAAGAAUAAGUUUUCAGUUAUUCAAAUCUCGUUCCAGCCUUCUUUUUUUUAAUCCGACUAUCCGUUUGGUUCAAACGCACACAGUUGGAGACUUUUGUUCAGCUCAAUACAUGUCCGUUUGAGUUCACAAGUGAUGAGUAAACCUUCAUCGGAUAAUACCACCAACCAUAAUACCUCCACCUCCUCACAACAGAAAGCGGUUUUCAAUUACGCUCAAGCUGCAAGGAAAUCCAAUCCUCCAGCGAACACGAAUGGCCAACCUGCUCCUGUCAAUGGUGGAGUAAAACAACAACAACAGCAGACCCAACCGCAGCAGCAACCUUCAUUUGCAGCUGCUUUGCAGAAGUCUUCUAAUCCAUCUUCGCCGCAGUUAGCUGCCGCAACCACUGCACCUGCUACGGCCUCGCCUACUGGUCGCAAUAGAUCGUCGGUUCAAUUGCCAAGAGCUCCUUCUUCAUCCGGUGGCUCUCCAAUUCAAUUUGGUUCCAUCAAUCAUACACCGGCUCCAUCUUCUCCAAGCCGAUCAUCGGUUUCUGACGCACCAGUGACACCUCAAGCAGAGCCAGCUACUGCUACUCCUCCUGUUGCCACCACUGUCCCUGCUUCUAUCACAUCCCAACGUCGUGACUCGGUACAAUCAGACCAUUCACAGUCGUCAGCCAAAGAUUUGCAAGUGCCAUCUCCUCAUCAACAACCACAACAGCCUUAUCAACAGCGUCAUUCGCACUAUCAAGGCCGCCAUCACUACAAUCCAUCUAACAAACACGCUGGCGUGAAUCAUUCACCAAACAUGCAACAUUCCCAGCCAUUUGUACCUCAUCAUCAAAAGAAAUCAAUGUCUCCUCACAUACAAUCUGCUCCAUCUCCUUCCAUGUCUGCAGCUGCUCAAAAUAUUCCUAUGGGUCAGCAAUGGUCGAACCAGAUACCAAAUCAAUUCGUAAGUUCCACUUUAUUUGAUUGUUUAGGUACAUUGUUUGCUAAACCCUGUUUCGUCAUCCUAGUAUAUGCAACAAGGCUUUGAUUCUCACCAUUAUUACGCUCCAUAUCCCACCAUGCCUAUAUCGCCCUAUGCGAACAUGGGUGUUCAAGGUCAACAAGGGGGACGUUCUCCAUCUCAGCCAUUCAUCCAUAGCACUCCUCCUAGAAGCAAGGCUAUUCCUAUCAUCAAUCCUGAAACCAUGGCUCAAGUCAAGACCGAUACACCUUCUAC